AUGGACCCCUCACUGCCUCCCACCCAACAGCUCGACACACGACUCACUUUUAGUGCGGGGCAGUUUUUCCGUUGCAUCGCACCGCCUUCUCUGCCCAAAAUCUCCAGUGACUCAGGCCGAUCUGGUCACCGCGUCGCCAAUUCCAUAAGACAAGACCCCCCACGAAUCCACGAGACGAACCUGCGAUCUGCAGUGAAUCCCGCAAAGAUGGCCGACGCUCCCGCCCCCGUUGAGCAGUCCAAGAGCGCCUUGAAGAAGGCCGAGAAGCAGGCAAAGAUGGCCGCCGAAAAGGCUGCAAAGGCUGCCAAGCAAGCUGCCCUCCCCGUUGUCGGCGGCAAGAAGACGGCAGACAUCACGGGAAUCACCGUCAAGAAGCAUGAGGACUUCUCUGCCUGGUACCAGGAGAUCGUUCUCAAGGCCGAGAUGGUCGAAUAUUACAAUGAGAUUUCCGGCUUCUUCAUCUUGCGCCCCGCUUCCAUGUACAUCUGGACCGUUAUUCGCAAGUGGUUCUCUGAGAGAAUCGAGGCUAUGGGUGUCGACGAGACCAGCUUCCCCAUGUUCCUUUCCUCCAAGUCGCUCGAGAAGGAGAAGGAUCACGUCGAGGGUUUCGCCCCUGAAUUGGCCUGGGUCACCAAGGCCGGUGACAAGGACCUCGAGGUUCCCGUCGCGGUUCGUCCCACCUCCGAGGCCGUCAUGUACCCUUACUACUCCAAGUGGAUUCGCAGCCAUCGCGAUCUCCCCUUCCGCCUGAACCAGUGGAACUCCGUCGUCCGUUGGGAGGCCAAGCAGACAACCCCCUUCCUCCGCACAAGAGAAUUUUUGUGGCAAGAGGGCCACACCGCUCAUCUGACCGAGGAGCUGGCCGGCAAGGAGGUUCUUGAGAUUCUCGAGCUCUACGCCGGUGUCUACGAACAGCUGCUCGCCGUCCCCGUCGUUCGCGGCACCAAGACCGAGAACGAGAAGUUCGCUGGUGGUUACUACACCACCACCGUCGAGGGCUACAUUCCCUCCAACGGCCGUGGUAUCCAGGGUGCCACCUCCCACUGCCUGGGUCAGAACUUCUCCAAGAUGUUCGACAUCACAGUGGAGAACCCCGACAAGAAGGGCGAGAAGAUUCACGUCUGGCAGAACUCCUGGGGUCUCUCUACCCGUGUCAUCGGUGUCAUGGUCAUGAUCCACGGUGACGAUAAGGGUCUUGUCCUCCCCCCUCGUAUCGCCAAGGUCCAGGUUGUCCUCAUCGCCGUCGGUAUCACUGCCAAGACCAGCCCCGAGGACAGAAAGAACUUGGAGGAUAAGGUCGACGACCUCCGCAACGAGCUGCGAAAGGCCGGUGUCCGUGCCGAGUCCGACCUGAGAGACGGCUACACGCCCGCCUGGAAGUUCAACGAGUGGGAGCUCCGUGGUGUUCCCCUGAGACUCGAGUUCGGUCCCAAGGACGCCGCCAAGGAGGUCGUCGCCACUGCCCGCCGUGACACGGGCGAGAAGAGCUCCGUUCCCCUGGCCGAGCUCUCCACCAAGAUCCCCGAGCUUCUCGAGACCAUCCAGUCCGACAUGUACAGCAAGGCCGAGAAGUCUUUCCGCGAGCACCGUCUCGUCCUGACCGAGUGGGACAAGGUCAUCCCCGCCCUCGACGCCAAGAACGUUGUCCUUAUCCCCUUCUGCCUGGGCAUGAAGUGCGAAGACCGCAUCAAGGAGCUCACCACCAGCGAGCCUCCCGAGAACGCGAGCCUCCCUGAGGGUAAGAAGCAGCCCAGCAUGGGCAUGAAGUCCCUCUGCAUUCCCUUUGAGCAGCCCGAGGGCCUCGUCGCCGGCGAGACCAAGUGCCUGAACCCCGAGUGCGAGGCCAAGGCCCAGAAGUGGGUCAUGUUCGGCCGCAGCUACUAG
Molecule: messenger RNA, 1884 nt
Organism: Colletotrichum orchidophilum
Lineage: Eukaryota; Fungi; Ascomycota; Sordariomycetes; Glomerellales; Glomerellaceae
Product: prolyl-tRNA synthetase
Exons: 2
Coding region: 1-1884 (627 amino acids)
Biological process (GO): prolyl-tRNA aminoacylation
Cellular component (GO): cytoplasm; aminoacyl-tRNA synthetase multienzyme complex
Molecular function (GO): ATP binding; proline-tRNA ligase activity
Source: RefSeq, a predicted model, not a curated record